GCCCCUUCUCAACUUGAGAAUUUAAAGUUACAAAAUUUUAUUUCUCGUAGACUUCCUUUUUCUUUUUUAUUUAUUUUUUUUCAUUUUCGUUUUCAUUUUCUUUGGGGAUCUGAAUAAGAUUGAUCAGAUCGGGCCUGAAUGGCGGCAGCGAGACGGUUACGGGAGCUCCAAUCGCAGGCGGGCAACAAGAUGUGCGUGGAUUGUGCACAGAAGAACCCGCAAUGGGCGUCUGUAUCGUACGGCGUGUUCAUGUGCUUAGAGUGUUCCGGCAAGCACCGGGGCCUUGGUGUUCACAUCUCCUUCGUACGAUCUGUCACCAUGGACUCCUGGUCCGAGAUCCAGAUCAAGAAGAUGGAGGCCGGCGGCAAUGAGCAGCUCAACAAGUUCCUCGCGCAGUACGGAAUCCCCAAGGAGACCGAUAUUGUCACCAAGUAUAACACCAACGCCGCAAGCAUUUACCGGGAUAGAAUCCAGGCUCUGGCCGAGGGCAGAUCCUGGCGUGACCCACCAGUUAUCAAGGAAUCGGUUGGCAGCAAGAAGAAGCCCCCCUUGUCGAAUAACCGUGGUGUUGGUGGUGGUGGAGAUGGUAAUUUUGGGAAGAAUGGGGGUUGGGAUAGUUGGGACAACGAUGAUGGGUUUAGAUCCUCUACCGAUUUGAGGCGGAAUCAAUCGGCUACUGAUUUCAGAGCCGCAAAUGCGGGUGGUCGUGGCCCUGGGGGAGGGAUUCCGGUCAGGUCAAGAUCGACGGAGGAUAUCUAUACUCGGGCUCAGUUAGAGGCGUCCGCAGCCGAUAAAGAGAGCUUUUUCUCAAGGAAAAUGGCGGAGAACGACUCCAGACCCGAAGGCAUCCCGCCCUCCCAAGGCGGCAAGUAUGUUGGUUUCGGAUCCAACCCCGCUCCUCCCCCAGGGAAUAAUUCUCAGGGGGAUGUUUUCUCUGUUAUGUCUCAGGGCAUUGGUAGGUUAUCUUUGGUUGCUGCAUCCGCGGCUCAGUCUGCUGAUGAGUGGGCUGGUGACUUCAAAGUGAAAGAUAAAUUCCUGAAGAUCUUUGAGAUUGCUAGUGAGAGGGAUAUUCUUGUGGAGAAGGCGUUUGAGAAGGGAGAAGGGGGGGGGGGGGGGGGUGGUGGUGUAUACAGAAUUUGGGAGUACACAUAUGGGAUUAGGGGGAUGAAGUGGGCCAUGGCGGGUAGUGUUAGCAAGGAGUUGUGGGUGCGGGCUGGGAAUGCUGCAGCUGGCAUGUGCAAAUUGGCUGUCAGAUGGGAUAUGCAGGUUCUGGUGUUUCAGAGCUGA
Messenger RNA from Carica papaya (papaya), 1287 nucleotides. NCBI's taxonomy places the organism in Eukaryota, Viridiplantae, Streptophyta, Magnoliopsida, Brassicales, Caricaceae. The record is from RefSeq and is a predicted model, not a curated record.